AAUUCAGAAUCGGAUUUAGGGCCAAACCAAAACGAAAUUACCAGAAACUGAGAGAAGGAAGAAGAAGAGGAGGAAGCUCAGCUGCACAAWUCCAGCUUCGUCUUCUCUCUCGUAAUUCUUGUCAAUGGCAGCUUUUGCUCUCUCUAAUUACUCCCUCUUCUCUCCUCGCCCUUCUACGUCAUUCUCCUUCAUUUCUUCUUCCUCCGAAACCCUAGAAUCCACAUCCCCGAUUCAGCAACCUCUCUGUCUUCUUCAUAAUCCUCGCCGUAGCCCUCGUCUCUGUAAACCAUUAUUAAGUUUCUCUCCCUCCUGUUCUUCUGCAGUCAGACGUUCAUUCAUAUCGUGUCUUUCUGCUCAAGACUCUGUUGCCAAUGUACAUAAAGAAGAGGAUGAUGGAAAAGCUGUGGAAAAGGCAGGAGAUCAGCUUCAUGAAUCUAGUCUGCAGACCCUCAUUAAUGUAUACAGAGAAGCUUUUCUUGAUGGAGACCAAAAGACUGUUUCUGAAGUUGAGGCUAGACUAAAAAUAAUAGAGAGGGAGAAGAAUGGAUUGUUCCAGAAAGUGUCCAGUAUAUCUGCGGAGAUAACGUCUGGAAAAGAGAAAUAUAUACGCUUACAAGCUGAUUUUGAUAACUUCAGGAAAAGRUCAGAAAAAGAAAGACAUACCGUGAAGAAUAAUGCCCAAAAGCAAGUUAUUGAGAGUCUAUUACCAAUGAUUGACAAUUUUGAGAAAGCCAGGCAACAAAUUAUUCCUCAAACUGACAAGGAGAAGAAGAUUGAUGUAAGCUACCAGGGUAUAUACAAACAAUUCGUGGAGACCUUGAGGAGCUGGCAGGUCUCCUCUGUAGCCACUGUGGGAAGGCCAUUUGAUCCCUCUUUACAUGAAGCCAUAGCACGAGAGGAGUCAUUGGAGAUCAAGGAAGGAAUCAUCAUUCAAGAAUUACAACGCGGGUUUCUGCUUGGAGAGCGACUUCUAAGACCAGCAAGAGUAAAAGUAUCCAGAGGUCCUGGUAGGAAGAAUUCCCCCACAAUCAACUCCGAGAAACCGACAGAGCAACGUGCAACUGCUGCUCAAGUAGACGAACACUAAUUAUGCAACGUUCCAAGUUCAUCUCGCUGCAAUGGAUUUAUCGUCUUAAUACGGCACCAUGAUGUAAAUGUAUCGCUUAGACUUUCUUUUCAACUAGGUUUUUGAUCCUUGCCAUUCUUAGGAGAGCACUGAAGAAGAAGAACUCACUCUCUCCAUAUCAUUUCUGUUUUAUACACGUGAAAAAAGGGCAAAAUUGGGCUCAAGGGUUGAUUUACAACCUUCUUAUUUACCAGCAGUCACUUGCUAUCUUUAUUUGAUUUCCCUCUUCAAGAAAAAACCCAUUCAGAAAAUCAUCAACUUCUUGGGAAGUACUUGUAAGUGGGUUACAUGAGAUGAACCUUACGGAAGUAUUGUUUUACCA
Momordica charantia (bitter melon) is the source of this 1448-nucleotide messenger RNA. Its product is annotated as Co-chaperone GrpE family protein. The record is from RefSeq and is a predicted model, not a curated record. Gene Ontology annotation, cellular component: chloroplast. Gene Ontology annotation, molecular function: protein homodimerization activity; protein-folding chaperone binding; adenyl-nucleotide exchange factor activity. Gene Ontology annotation, biological process: protein folding. NCBI's taxonomy places the organism in Eukaryota, Viridiplantae, Streptophyta, Magnoliopsida, Cucurbitales, Cucurbitaceae.